AUGUCAAAGUAUCAGUCAAAACUGGAUGUUGAGAAAACACAAGAAGCAAUCAAGUUUAUUAGGAAUUGUUUCCAGAAACAAUUGUCAGCGAAACUAAAUUUGUUACGUGUAUCUGCCCCACUAUUUGUACCGGCCAACAGUGGAUUACAAGAUGAUUUAUCCGGCGUGGAACGUGCAAUUAUGUUCGAUGUUAAAUCUGGUGAGAUAGCAUUGAUUAAUCAAUCCCUGGCCAAAUGGAAACGUAUGGCAUUACACAAAUACAAACUAAAUCAAUACGAUGGAAUUUACACAGACAUGAAUGCGAUUAGACGUGAUGAAGUUAUCUCUCCACUGCACUCAUAUUAUGUAGACCAAUGGGAUUGGGAGAUCAUUAUUCAGAGAGAUGAACGAAAUGACGAAAAAUUGGAGGAAGUAGUUGAGAAGAUAUAUGACUCUAUGAAAGUGACUGAGAACAUUUUGAUAUCGGCAUACCCAGUGUUAAAUCGCAAGUUACCGGAAAAUAUUAAAUUCAUUACAACGCAAGAAUUAGAAGAUAUCUACCCCGACAAAAAACCGGAAGAACGUGAAUAUCUUGCAGUUAAACAGUACGGUGCUGUUUUUCUCAAACAGAUCGGAAAGCUUCUGAAAUCCAAUACGAUACACGACAAUCGAGCCCCAGACUAUGAUGACUGGGAAUUGAAUGGAGAUAUACUAGUUUAUAGUGAACACGACGAUAGAUGUAUAGAAUUGUCAUCAUGGGUAUCCGAGUGGAUGAGUUGUCAAUGGAGAGACAGUUGA
Schistosoma mattheei is the source of this 777-nucleotide messenger RNA. Lineage: Eukaryota; Metazoa; Platyhelminthes; Trematoda; Strigeidida; Schistosomatidae. The record is from the annotation of a GenBank genome assembly.